Messenger RNA from Aspergillus neoniger CBS 115656, 396 nucleotides. RefSeq lists its product as uncharacterized. The record is from RefSeq and is a predicted model, not a curated record. NCBI's taxonomy places the organism in Eukaryota, Fungi, Ascomycota, Eurotiomycetes, Eurotiales, Aspergillaceae. The transcript is spliced from 3 exons. Bases 1 to 396 code for a protein of 131 amino acids.
AUGGAACGUCGGCUCCGGAACACAUCAUGCGAUGCCGGCAAUGGGGCUGUCGGCGAUGUAAUCCUUCGCUAUCUGAGGCUCCACUAUGUGACGGCCUGCUUCUAUCCCACCGGAUCAAUUGUCUUCGGACCUUGCCGGUCCUCCGCCGCUGGUUCAUAUGUAAUCCCCUCAAAUCCCCCCUCGCUCCUCGUUCAUUCAGCAGCAAAUCCUCAAGUCUUCAAACCGACCAUCUCAAAACAUCCCACAUCUCACAAAAUGCGUGUCGCUACUCUCGUCCUCGUCGCCUUCUCGGCCGUGGCUCUCGCCCUACCUACCACCAACAACGUCGAGCGUGCCGCUGCUGACGCCAACGUCCGUCAGAUGGACGAGCUGACCGUUGCCGCCAUCAGCAAGUAA